Molecule: messenger RNA, 1878 nt
Organism: Ricinus communis (castor bean)
Lineage: Eukaryota; Viridiplantae; Streptophyta; Magnoliopsida; Malpighiales; Euphorbiaceae
Product: probable indole-3-acetic acid-amido synthetase GH3.6
Cellular component (GO): cytoplasm
Molecular function (GO): acid-amino acid ligase activity
Source: RefSeq, a predicted model, not a curated record
UAUAUAUAUAUUACUGUUUGGGUAUUUAGCCUUGAAAGGUGAAAAAAUAAUUAUCAGAACUGUGGAAACCUAUAAAAUGAAAUCAGUUAAAGUAGAUUGCAAAAAAUAAUAGUAAAUAAAUAAAAAUAAGAAGCAAGCUUAUCCAUAUUAUUCCAGAUGGCGUGAAAACAUAUCAUUAUUUAGGUAAUAUCUAAAUGUUAGAUUAUUGAUAUAAUAGUUUAGAAUGCAAUUUAUUGAUACAGAAACAAAUGAAUUUGCCAACUUAAUUACUUUUCAGCUUGAACUAGAUUUUGAAUAGAUUUUAUUAAAAAAAGUUUGAAUAAAUUCUCAUUGUAAUGAAUUUCGAUUAAUUUACUUAACACAAGCUGCCAAGAGUCACCAGAUCCAUACCCGACACUCGAUCCUCCAACGCCAAGCUGUCGUACGUUAUCUCCCUUCCUACCUUUCCGGCUAUGAUGUCCCAGUCGACGCUCAAACUUUUCACCGUCAAGUUUCGUUAUGAUUACGUAGAUCACAUCAAUCAAAUGGCUGACGGUCAAUUCGAUCACGAUCAGCCCUUGCUAUCAGUUGACCCCCUUGUUUGUUUCUUCUACAGCUCCGGCGCUAGUACAAUGAAGCCUAAAUUGAUACCGUAUUAUGAUUCAGCUUUAUCAAGAGCUGCAUCCUAUAUAGCUCACCAGGGCAGUAAGGCAAUCUUUAAGGAAAACAAUUGGGAUAGGAUUGUGUCCAAGUUGUGGCCUAAUGCUCGUUAUGUGAAGUGUGUUUCUACUGGAAGUAUGAAGCAGUACUAUUCCAAGCUCAAGCCGUAUACAGGAGAGGUAAUGAUUUUAGGUGGAGAUUACUUUGCAUCAGAAUGUCCUGUGGGUAUUAACUUUGAUAUCAAGCAACCUCCGGAGACAACUCUUGUUAUGCUUCCAACGGCUGCGUACUUCGAGUUUCUUCCAUUCAUUGAAAGAGGUAGUGUGAUUGGCAAAGAAACUGUGGAUUUUUCAGGUGACGAAAUAGGUAAGGCAUACGAGGUGGUUGUGAUAACUUACAGAGGAUUUUAUCGUUACCGCUUGGGUAAUAUUGUGAGAAUUGUCAGUUUGCGUAAUUCAUCUCCGGAAGUGGAGUUUCUGAUGAGAACUCCUAGAACUGCUGUAACAGAGAAAAACUUGAUGUCCGCAAAGGAAAGUUUUCAGAUUGUGAUAACAAAUACUGUGGAAGCGGCAGAGAUUGACGAGUAUGCAAGUUUUCUGGACUUGGAAUUGAGUCCAAAGCAAUUGAAAAUAUUCUUAGAAGUUAAAGAGGGGUGUGUGCUUGUGCAGGACGAGAAACUUAAACUUAAAGAAUCAGUUAAAGCUGUAAAGAAUUGUAGUUCCUCUCUUGAGAAUGGGUUGGGAGGUCUAUACAAGGUGCAGAGGGAUCGAGGUGAAAUAGGUCCUCUGUUAAUAACUAUGGUAAAACCUGGUAGCUUUGACAGGAUAUUACAAAUGGCUGUGGAGAAUGGAGUACCAGCUAGUCAAUAUAAACCCCCGAAGAUCAUCCGAAAUAGCAAAAUCGUUGGUAUUUUGGAAGCAGCUGAUCUUGUGACUAUAUGUUCGGACUCGUUGAAUGGAGGAGAUCUCUGAAUAGGCCUUCCGAAAAUUGGGAUGGGAGUUUUUGGAGGCUUACAGGCAGGCUUCUCUGGGUGAUGGGACGUGCGUGUAUAUUUGAUGUAAUAAACUACUGAGGCUCCGGCAAUAAUGCAUACGUGAUAAGAUAUUUAAUUACGGUAAAAUAUUAAGCGAACUUUAUGAUAUUUUUUUAUUUCAAUGCAGCCGUCUUAUAGACAUACUGGUGAAGAUUGUACAAUUUUGUCAGAAAACUGUAUUUCUGAGAUUAUGACAUAAUUGCAAA